AUGAUUGCAUAUCCUAUAAUCUACUGCGUGGUGGAUUUAGAAAAUCGUGGACUGAGUCGUGAAGGGCUGUAUCGUGUCCCAGGAAGGAAGGAUCAUGCGCAAAGUGUUCUGAAUGAGCUUCGGACCUCUCGUGGCAUCCCUAAGCUCGCCUUUCAAGAGGCUGAAGUGGUUGCUGACGUCAUCAAAUCAUUCUUGCGGGAGUUACGAGAUCCACUCGUACCAAAAUCUUCCCGUGAAGAAUUCAUUAGAGCCGCGCAGACAGGCAACAUCCUAGCCUUGAAUGUUGCUGUAUGUGAUCUCCCUCAAACUAACAGGGACACGUUAUCGUAUCUAAUGCUGCACUUGCAGAGGGUCGAGGCGUUGAAGGACGUGAACAAAAUGAGUGCUGAAAAUAUUGCACGCUGUAUGGCCAUUCCUAUCAUGGGUCAGACUGCAUAUCCUCGAGGAGAUAUACAUAUGGCAUCGAACGACGCUCGUGAAAAAGAACGCUGUGUAUUGCAGAUGUUGAGGAUGUCCUCGGUCAGUUCUUCGACCUUUGUAGCGUUGAAGUUUUCCGAAAGCCUGCCGUAUUUGAUUAUUGGCUUCAAGUUCCUUGAAUCGGAUUCGUCAGGUGAUGCAGCCGCUUAUGGCGCCACUCCAGCAUCCGCGCCACCCUACGAAGAAAUUGGUCGAGUUCCCGCGUCGGCACCUCCCUACGAGUCGGCUGUUGAUCAAAGUAUGCUCGGUCCUCUCACAAAAUCUCCAGCACCUAACCUUUUGCGACCCAUUCCUCGACGACCUAAAAAAUUCUUCGAUAGUCCCAAAUACGACAUAUAA
This is a messenger RNA of Ostertagia ostertagi, 816 nucleotides long. The record is from the annotation of a GenBank genome assembly. NCBI's taxonomy places the organism in Eukaryota, Metazoa, Nematoda, Chromadorea, Rhabditida, Trichostrongylidae.